AUGGCAGACAACAAUAGCCCCUCGCCUUCGAUCGAGGUCAAGAACUUGUCUUUCAAGUUUCCCGAUGGCUCCCCCGGCUUGACAGACGUCAACCUUCAAGUCCCCGCAGGCAGUCGCACAUUACUCAUCGGAGCCAAUGGCGCGGGCAAAACUACCCUUCUCCGCCUUCUUUCAGGCAAGCGCCUUGCUCCAACAGACACUAUCACCGUGGCCAGCAAAGACCCUUUCAAGGAUGGCCUAGAAGGCGUCACCUAUCUCGGCAUGGAAUGGGUUCUUAACAACAUUGUCCGCUCGGAUAUUGACGUGCCGACACUCCUCGCCUCCGUCGGUGGCAAUGCUUACCCAGACCGCCGGGAUGAGCUUGUCGAGAUCCUCGAUAUCGACCUCCGGUGGCGCAUGCACGCCGUCUCAGACGGCGAGCGUCGUCGCGUGCAGCUCGCCAUGGGUCUCCUGCGUCCCUGGCAAGUCCUUCUGCUCGACGAGAUCACCGUCGAUCUGGACUUGCUCUCCCGCGCCAACUUCCUCGCCUUCCUUAAGCGCGAGACCGAGUCCAGACCCUGCACCAUCGUCUAUGCUACACAUAUCCUGGAUAACCUCUCCCUGUGGCCUACCCACCUCGUCCACAUGCAUCUGGGUACUGUCAAGCGAUGGGGUCCCAUCGAGAAGUUCCGGGAGGAGGUCAAGGAGUCUUCCCAGAAUAGCCAGCUUGGUGAGCUCGUGCUCAAAUGGCUCAAGGAAGACUUGAAGAGCAGGGGUCCCCGAAAUGGGUAUCAGGGCCAGGCUAAGACCUAUCCGUCCCUUGACGGGCUGGGUGGGUACGGCCUGGAAAAGAGACCUGAUGCGUGA
Molecule: messenger RNA, 846 nt
Organism: Aspergillus ibericus CBS 121593
Lineage: Eukaryota; Fungi; Ascomycota; Eurotiomycetes; Eurotiales; Aspergillaceae
Product: putative ABC transporter
Exons: 2
Coding region: 1-846 (281 amino acids)
Molecular function (GO): ATP hydrolysis activity; ATP binding
Source: RefSeq, a predicted model, not a curated record